CUUCCGGUUCAAUUCCGGGUUUGAUCGCAGCGACACUGACAGGUUGGAAACAGUUAGCUAGCUGCUUAACGAUCGUACGUAGAGUGUGAGUCGCAUAUUUACCCACGACAGUAGUUACGGAAACAGUCAAACCGCCUGUCACAUGAGUCUCUCCACGUGUCGACAUGGACAACCGCUGUUUCUGUUGUGCAUCAAAGUUCAGCCUGUUCAAGAAGGAGCUGGGCUGUAAGAACUGCGGCCGCUCCUUCUGCUCCGGCUGUUUGACGUUCAACGCUGCGGUCCCUCGCUGUGGCAACACCCAGCAGAAGGUGUGUAAACAGUGCCAUGGCAAUCUGACAAGUGGGGAGUCUCAGAACAGUGCUGGAAGAUGGUCUCCUCCUGAGAAUUACAAAAAACGUGUUGCUGCGUUGGAGAGCAAACAGCAGGGUCAGUCGUCGCAGCCUCUUGCACAUGGAGGCAGCAGACUCGGCAAAGCAGGUGUACCAACCAAAGGCCUGAGUAAAGAAGAUCAGGCUAUUGCUGACAGACUUCAGAAGCUCAAAGAGGACACUGCACCCAAGUCUGUCCCCUCUGAGAAGGAGAUUGAGUCUCGCCUCGCUGCUCUGAAAGCUCCCAGCCGGCCAGUGCCUUCUGCAGUGGAGAUGGAGGAUCGUUUGGCAGCUCUGAGGGGUCACCCUCCACCAUCUCAAGCCCCUCCACCAGUGCACCAGCCUCCAGAUGGCAGGACUCAGACUGAACAAGCCAAUGAUCUGCUCAGUCAGAUGACAGAGGAAGUUGCCAUUGAUGACCAGCAGUCAAAUCCAGAGGGCAAUGUGGAUGGGCGUAUGAACGAUCUCAACAAGGGGGAGGGGGGAAUACUGGAUGAGAAUUUGGAGGAGAACCAGGAUGCGCAGCAGGAUGCGAACAAGCAGCUGGAGGCUGAGAAGGCCCGUCUGCUGGAGGAGGCCAUGGCGGAGCUGAGGACGGAGCAGCAUUCCCAGGAUCAGAUCCUCCACAUGGCCAAGAGACUGGCCCAGCUGAAGGGGCAGGACCCAGAAAAAGUUACUAUGGAGGACUUCCAGCAUCCAGACAGUGAGGAGGAGACUGAGGAAGAAUCUGUGAAGCGAGUUUUGAAACAGCUCUCAGAAGAAGCUGCACUGGAUGAGGCCAGUGGCUACAACAUUCCUUUAGAACAGUGUGGACCAAAGAACACAGAAAAUAAGAAGACAUCAAAGAAACAGGCUCCACAACCAAAGAGUAGGAUUCCGGCUGCGGCUGGAGCGCAUCAGCAAUCAGACAGCGAUGAGGAGGAACUUCCAUGGUGCUGCAUCUGUAACCAAGAUGCCACACUUCGCUGUCACACCUGUGACGGAGACAUAUACUGCAACCGAUGCUUCAGGGAAGGCCAUGAUAAAUAUGACAGGAUGGAGCAUCGCACCACUAACUACACUGCGCCAAAGAAGAAGAGAAAGACAUGAUAGUUGGACUGUGUUGCAGAUAUGUUUGCCUUAUCAGGCUCUUGUCACUCAUCAUCCUUAGAGCUGUGCUUUAGCCUUAAGUGACCUAUUAUUGUAAAAAAAAAAGAUAGAAACACUACAUGUUAUCUAAAGCAGUGCAGAAUGGCUAAUUUUAAACUCUUAACGUAU
Platichthys flesus (European flounder) is the source of this 1625-nucleotide messenger RNA. It is a transcript of the gene zfyve19, whose product is annotated as zinc finger, FYVE domain containing 19. The coding region runs from base 165 to 1457 and encodes 430 amino acids. Gene Ontology annotation, molecular function: phosphatidylinositol-3-phosphate binding; metal ion binding. Gene Ontology annotation, cellular component: centrosome; midbody; cleavage furrow. The transcript is spliced from 11 exons. The record is from RefSeq and is a predicted model, not a curated record. Lineage: Eukaryota; Metazoa; Chordata; Actinopteri; Pleuronectiformes; Pleuronectidae. Gene Ontology annotation, biological process: abscission; mitotic cytokinesis checkpoint signaling.